Molecule: messenger RNA, 2389 nt
Organism: Austrofundulus limnaeus
Lineage: Eukaryota; Metazoa; Chordata; Actinopteri; Cyprinodontiformes; Rivulidae
Gene: cdc123
Product: cell division cycle 123 homolog (S. cerevisiae)
Exons: 13
Coding region: 4-1068 (354 amino acids)
Cellular component (GO): cytoplasm
Source: RefSeq, a predicted model, not a curated record
CCGAUGGACACGUUUCCGGAACAGCGGUAUUGCAGCAUGAAGAAGGAGCAAGUUGUCAACUGUCAGUUCUCUGUUUGGUAUCCGAUAUUUAAGAAACACACGAUAAAAAGUCUGAUUCUUCCUUUGCCAGAGAAUGUAAUAGAGUAUUUACUGGACGAUGGGACAUUGGUAGUCUCUGGAAGCGAUCACACGCAGCCGAGCCCAACAACCAACAGCGAGUUGGAUGCUGAAGACGAUGUUCAGUGGUCAGACGACGACACAACAGCCACGGUCACUGCUCCUGAGUUCCCAGAAUUCACCACCAAAGUGCUUGAGGCCAUAAACAAUCUGGGUGGGCGCGCCUUCCCCAAACUCAACUGGAGCGCCCCCCGGGAUGCAAACUGGAUCGCUCUGAACAGCUCGCUGGAGUGUCGCAGCCUCAGUGACGUUUUUCUGCUCUUCAAAAGUUCCGACUUCAUCACUCACGACCUCACACAGCCAUUCCUUCAUUGCAGUGACCAAGACUCCCCUGAUCCGCUCAUCACAUAUGAGCUGGUCCUGAGAAAGUGGAGCGAACUAAUUCCUGGYGGAGAGUUUCGCUGCUUCGUCAAAGAGAACAAGCUGAUUGCGAUUUCCCAGAGGGACUACACGCAGUUUUACCACCACAUCCUGAAGCAGGAGGAGCACAUCUCUGGGGCCAUCCAGGCCUUCUUCCACCAGCACAUCCAGUACAACUUCCUGGAUGAAGACUUUGUGUUUGACGUCUACCGAGACUUCCAGGGAAGGGUGUGGCUCAUCGACCUGAACCCCUUCGGCGAGGUGACGGACUCGCUGUUGUUCAGCUGGGACGAGCUGACGUCCGGGGGAGAGRUCGCCCAACAGCAGCAGCAGGAAGGSCCAGCCUUUCGCUACACGACGAGCGAGGUGACGGUGCAGCCCAGUCCCUGCCUGAGCUACAGAAUCCCUCGGGACUUUGUCGACCUCUCCACUGGAGAAGACGCCUACAAACUCAUGGACUUCCUCAAACUGAAGAAAAGCCAACAGGAAGAAUCUGAGGAUGAAGAAGAGGAGGAGAGUCCUCCACAGUGACGUCAGCUCUUCAUGUUACAUUUGCAUGAAGUAACUGUUCAUUUGUUUGUUUGUUUUUCGCUGUUUGUUUCAUACUUGUCCCUCAGCCUGCUUAAGUCAAACAUUAGAAAAGCAGAUCAUGUUAAGGCAGUGAAUCACGUUAACAACUUCUUCGGGAUUGAUUUGUAUGUUUUUGCUGACCCAGCAGUGUUGAUUAAAGCGUGUGGAGGGUGGCGUUACCAUACUGUACAAGAAGAAUUCUUCUUUUAUACUUUAAAGUAAAUGUGUUUUAUAGAUCACAAGUUUGAACGGGACUGAUGAGUUCCUCCGCUCUGAAACUGAAUUACAGACAAACGUGCUUUCUGUGUUCAUUCUUCUGCAUUUAGUCACCUUUGAUUUUUCWAUUUCCACACAGGAGUUUGGACACAUUUUUAUUGCUCUCGGCUGCUCCAGGCAUUUUUUCUAUAUUAAUUUUUUUUUGUUUUUUUCUUACCCAUCCUGCAUCCCUAUGGACAUUAGCUCCAUCCCCCACCCCCCACACCACAACAAAACCCCAUUAAACUUCUUGUCAUAUAUUGAGUGGCUGUCAGUCUGGUGGGUGCAGUAAACAAGCGCAUAAGAUAUUGAUUGUGCCUUUACGCAACAGUUCUCAUUACACUGGGAGCUAAAUGAGUCGUGUGUAUGUGGCACGGAGGAGUUCAUUUUGUUUUUAUUUUUUUAUAUUUUUUUCAAACUGGAUUGAUGGAGCAAUUACGUGGAGACGGAAAGAGCGCAACCGUGCUGAGAGUUACAGCUCCCCCCCGGUGAACCGCUGUGGACAGGAAACAAUGAGCGAGGCGCAGAGCGUGUGAAUGUUUUAUGCUAAUUAUUGUGCUUAUGAAAAUGAAAUUUGGCUGCUAAUAUACAGCCCAGGUAAGAGAGGCAUCCUGGUUUGACUUGGAGAUCCUGGACAGUUUAGGUAAAAAAAAAAUUAGAUGCACCUUUUUUUUUGUCAAAUUUUCAUUAUAAURAACUAUUACUAUAACACAGUGGUAGAAGCUACAAAGUUGACCAUGAAUUUGCCCAUCAGCUGAAGUUUGGCCCAAACUGGGUCAUUAAAUAAAAUGACCCAAAACAUAGCAGCAAACCUACUGGUUAAAAACACAAAAAAUAUGAUUUAUCCAAUGUUAGACAACUGAAGCAACACUAAAGAAGAUUGGGCCAAAAUCCACGAGAGCGACUGGUCACAGAAGACACUUAAAAUUGGCAAUGUUAGAAAAUGAUCAUUUGUGAAYUCUGUUUUUAACUUUAACUUUAUUUUUUCUUUGCUUAACAAGUAAUAAAACACUGAUUAGUCACAUGC